Thermothelomyces thermophilus ATCC 42464 is the source of this 1600-nucleotide messenger RNA. Its product is annotated as glycoside hydrolase family 3 protein. The record is from RefSeq and is a predicted model, not a curated record. The coding region runs from base 65 to 1387 and encodes 440 amino acids. Gene Ontology annotation, biological process: glucan catabolic process. The transcript has a single exon. NCBI's taxonomy places the organism in Eukaryota, Fungi, Ascomycota, Sordariomycetes, Sordariales, Chaetomiaceae. Gene Ontology annotation, molecular function: beta-glucosidase activity.
CAGGACGCUCGCGACAUGGUACCUGUUGGGCCAGGAUCGGGACUUCCCACGGCCCGGUAUCGGUAUGCCCACGGAUCUCACGAGGAAUCACGGGAUUGUCGACGCGAGGAACUCCAGUUUCCGGUCAACACUGUUCGACGGUGCCGUCGAGGGUCACGUUCUGGUCAAGAACACCCGAAACGCCCUGCCGCUGAGAGAACCAAAGAUGCUGUCUGUUUUCGGUUACUCGGCCAAGAACCCGGACCACAACAAUCCCUCACCCGGCCAAUCGCCCUGGCUCUGGGGCUCCGAGUCCUUCAACUACACCGAGUUCGGCGGCCGCUUCUUUGGUCUCCCCGGCGAGUAUGGCUCCACGCCCAUCGCCUUCAACGGCACCAUCUACUCGGGUGGCGGGUCCGGGGCCACGUCGCCGGCCGCCAUGGUCUCCCCCUUUGACGCGCUGGUCCAGCGGGCAUACGACGACGGCACGGCCCUCUUCUGGGACUUUGUCAGCGGAGAGCCCUUCGUCAAUCCCGCGUCGGACGCCUGCCUGGUUUUCGGCAACGCUUAUGCCACCGAGGCCGCCGACCGACCCGGGGCGCGCGACGACUACACCGACGGCCUGAUCAGGCACGUCGCAGACCGCUGCGCCAACACGAUCGUCGUCAUCCACAAUGCGGGGAUCCGCCUGGUCGACCAGUUCAUCGACCACCCCAACGUGACGGCCCUCCUGUUCGCGCACCUGCCCGGGGAGGCAUCCGGGCGCGCGCUGGUGUCGCUGCUGUACGGGGACGAGAACCCGUCGGGCAAGCUGCCGUAUACGGUGGCGCGCAACGAGUCGGACUAUCCCGUGCUGGGCCCGGACGUGGCGGCCGAGGGGAGCAUGUUCGCGCGGUUCCCGCAGAGCAACUUCACCGAGGGCGUGUUCCUGGACUAUCGGCACUUUGACGCGCGGAACAUCACGCCGCGGUACGAGUUCGGGUUCGGGCUGAGCUAUACCACGUUUGCCUACGACAACCUGGUGGUGGAAAAGGUGGCCUCCGCAGGACGGCUCGGCGAGUAUCCGACGGGACGGGUCGUCGAGGGCGGCCAGGAGGACCUGUGGGAUGUGCUGGUGGAGGUGUCGGCCGAGGUGACCAACACCGGGAAGGUGGCCGGCGCCGAGGUUGCGCAGCUGUACGUGGGGAUCCCCGCGGAGGGGGCGCCGGUGAGGCAGCUGAGGGGCUUCGAGAAGCCGUUCCUGAACGCGUCGGCGACCGCGACCGUCCGGUUCCCGUUGACGAGGAGGGACCUGAGCGUGUGGGAUGUGGUGGCGCAGAAGUGGCGGCUUGUCAGGGGUCGUGAGUAUAAGAUCGAGGUGGGCGGCAGCAGCAGGGACUUGCCGCUCGUUGGGACGGUUACGAUCUGAAGGUGUUUUCUCGUCGGUGCCGGGGGGUUAGGAGUUUGCUUGUAUUUUUCCCCCUUUCUCUCCUUUAUCUUAUUUUUACUCUAUUUCCUUUUUUCUGUCAUCUUGUUUCCCAGGGAUUGGUAUAUCAUGAGACGGAACGGACAUUUAUUUCUUAAUGUAUGGCGACAGAUAUGUUUUUUUUUUUCCUUCUUGAUUACGAAGCGAGCAUAGAAU